Molecule: messenger RNA, 705 nt
Organism: Terrapene triunguis (Three-toed box turtle)
Lineage: Eukaryota; Metazoa; Chordata; Testudines; Emydidae
Product: phospholipase A2 inhibitor and Ly6/PLAUR domain-containing protein-like
Exons: 5
Coding region: 1-705 (234 amino acids)
Source: RefSeq, a predicted model, not a curated record
AUGCCCGCCCCACACGUCCUCUGCCUGCUCGCCGCGCUCCUGGCUGCGGCUGAUGCCCAGACAACAGCAAAUCCUAGGUCCUGUUACCAAUGCAGGAGAAAUUCUGUGAGUAGUUGCCCUGCUCUGGCACAGCCCUGCCCCGUCGGUCAAGGCGCCUGCCUCAGUGUCUGGGAAGCAAACACGCUGGUCAAAGGAGCUGUGGAAAAUACAGGCUAUUCCUUCUCCUGUGUAUCCUCCGCCAACCCCAGAAACAUCUCCCUCUUCUUCGGGAAUGGGGUGUACGUGAAGAUUCAAUCCCAGAACUGCUCUACGAACAGCUGCAAUACCGCAUUCACUCCUGUCUGGCCGAUCAUCAACACCGUCUACACGGGAGGCUGGUGCCCGAUCUGCUUUGCCCCGGGUCGGAGCAGCUGUUCCAGCAAGGAGACCCUGCAGUGCGAGGGCCGCGCCAGUCAGUGCAUUUCCAUCAGCGGGCAGAUCUCGGAAGAUGACAUCACGAUACCCUUUGCAGCCAAAGGCUGUGCCACCCCGCAUGCCUGCGAACUCACGAAGGGAGAGAUUCUGGAUUCAGGAGUGUUCACCUACAAAAUAAUACAGACUGAGUGUUACACGCCCAGCGGCGCUCAGCGGAUACUGGGCCCCUUUGGCCUGGGCAGCAUCUUGCCCAGCCUGGCUGGGCUCCUGGCGGUGAAAUUCCUCUCUUAA